AUGAUUGACACGUCAUCACCAAUGUCAUCAACCACACAUCAUACGAAUUCUUCAGCACACCAUCAGCAUCAUAGUGCAGGGAAUGGUGUUGUUGGUAACAGUAGACAAUCGCCAAGUGGUUAUAUAAAUGCGGCUAUGUUGUUUGGGGCACGAACUGGUUUUAAACCUGUGAUGAAAUCAACAUCACCCAAUAAUACAUCAUCUUCGUCUUCGUCAUUGUUUACAAUUGAUAGUAUAUUAUCAACACCAAAUACUAAAUCAACUGGUUCAUUACGACCACAAUUAUCAAAUUCACCACCUACGUCAUCUACGUCAUCAUCAAAUACGGCGUCGGCAACGAAUAAUAAUGUAAUAUCCGGACAUAAUGCAGUGCAACAAGCUGCUGUUGCGACGGCUGCUAUGUUACAUCAUCCUUUAGGACACUUAGGUCAUUUUGCAGCGGCUGCUGCUUCCGGUUUCGCUGGUGCUUCUAGUGCAGACUUUUUAGCAGUAGCGUAUCCCAAUUUUUACCCGGCUGGAUACAUGCAUGCUGUGGCAGCGGCUGCAUCUAUGCAAGCGGCGGCUGUUGCGGGAGCCGCUGCUGGUGGCAAUCCUGGAAGCCUACACCAUCAUCACCAUCACCAUCCACAUCAUGUACCACCACCUAAACGGAAAAGGAGACAUCGAACAAUAUUUACGGAAGAACAGCUUGAACAAUUAGAAGCAACCUUCGAGAAAACACAUUACCCAGAUGUUGUGUUAAGAGAACAAUUGGCAUUAAAAGUUGAUUUAAAAGAAGAACGAGUUGAGGUGUGGUUUAAAAAUCGACGUGCAAAAUGGCGUAAACAAAAGCGAGAAGAACAAGAACGUAUACGAAAAAUACAGGAUGAACGAAAUACGCAUAAUGUGUUAAUAAAAUCUGAAUUUAGCUCAAAUUUAUCACCUACAAAUAAUGAUUUAUUAUCACAGAAAACUACUUCAUUUAGUGAUGAAGCUGAAGACUCAUCUGAUUUAGAAGUAGCUUAA
This is a messenger RNA of Chrysoperla carnea, 1005 nucleotides long. RefSeq names its product homeobox protein goosecoid (gene Gsc). NCBI's taxonomy places the organism in Eukaryota, Metazoa, Arthropoda, Insecta, Neuroptera, Chrysopidae. The record is from RefSeq and is a predicted model, not a curated record. Gene Ontology annotation, cellular component: nucleus. The transcript is spliced from 3 exons. Gene Ontology annotation, molecular function: RNA polymerase II cis-regulatory region sequence-specific DNA binding; DNA-binding transcription factor activity, RNA polymerase II-specific. The coding region runs from base 1 to 1005 and encodes 334 amino acids. Gene Ontology annotation, biological process: regulation of transcription by RNA polymerase II.